Molecule: messenger RNA, 1158 nt
Organism: Bolinopsis microptera
Lineage: Eukaryota; Metazoa; Ctenophora; Tentaculata; Lobata; Bolinopsidae
Exons: 2
Coding region: 1-1158 (385 amino acids)
Source: RefSeq, a predicted model, not a curated record
AUGCUUAUAUCUGUAGUAAUGAAGAAGGAGUUUGAAUGGGACAAAGUGAGUAUUGACAUGUCAGCUGCCUUCAAUACCAUCCGCAGAGGUACAACAAUCAGACUACUAGAAGCUGCAGGAUGCUCCAGAGACGACCUGAGGCUUGUACAAUACCUCAUGGCUAACACCACUCUAGUAGUCAGAGUGUGUUCUACUGACUCAGAGAUGUUCUCUUUCAACAUAGGAGCCUCCCAAGGAGACAGCACAGCUGGUAAAUUGUUUACCCUCAAUCUAGCUGGAGCUGUAGUGCACAUAAGAGCAGUCCUCCCCUCAACCCCCAACCCUCCGAUAGCCGAUAACCACAUGCCUCUUGAGUCCGGCUAUUCAGACGAUGUAGAGGAGAUUGGUGAAGAUAUGGAGGAGUUACAGGAUAUCUUUCAGAUCUCCAAGAAUAUUCUCAGUGAAUGGAGUCUCUUUGUCAAUGACACAAAGACAAAGUUUACCAGAGUGUAUUUAGAAGAAGUUGGUGCAUGUGACGAGUGGGAUAAUGAACUAAGAGGAAAAGAGGAGUGGAGAAACGAGACGCUUCUUGGUACUAAGCUUGGAUCAGAGCAGGAUGUUACUAAUAGAAUGAAUAAAGCUAACAGCGCCUUCUGGUCAUUUGACAAGCUGUGGUGCCAGGGAUCAGAGAGGAGUCAGAUAACUGAGAAGAGAAAGAUCAAACUCUACGACUCACUAGUAGUAUCAGUGCUCACUGCUCCUGUACAACUGCUGCUGCUGGGCCGUACCUCAGCAUGUUCUAGAGUCUGUAGAUGUUGUUCAGAGAAGCACCUCAAGCGCAUCCUACACAUCUAUUGGCCUAGCUCAACAUCUAACAAGGCCCUCUACGCUCGUACCCAGACCAGGCCCCUUUCCGAGAGAGUGGAAAAGGCACGGUGGACAAUGCUAGGUCAUGUUCUACGCAGUGACAACGACACGCCUGCCUACCAGUCUCUGUUAUUUGCUUCACUAGGAUGUCAAACACUAAAGGGACGAGUGUGUAGACACAGGACUAAUUUGUAUGAUAUUAUUGUGAAAAAGGACCUAUUCAAGAGACGAAUUUAUUUGAAAAAUGAAGAUUAUUUUACCAACUUAGUGAACUUAGCAAGAGAUAGAAGUGCUGUAUCUGUACUCGAAUAG